Messenger RNA from Arabis nemorensis, 186 nucleotides. The record is from the annotation of a GenBank genome assembly. NCBI's taxonomy places the organism in Eukaryota, Viridiplantae, Streptophyta, Magnoliopsida, Brassicales, Brassicaceae.
AUGUGUAUCGAGAAAUUGUUCUUCUUGAUUGCGGUGACGUUUGCUUUGGCGUGGAGUGGAGAAGCUUCACCAUUGAGCUGCGAUUGGACUCCGAACGUCACAGCAACUCAAGACGGUACCGGCAACUACCUAACCAUCAAAGAAGCAUUGAGUUCUGCCCAGGACUACAACAAUUUCAGUUGUUAG